AUGGCAAACCAAACAAUAGUGUAUAUGUUGGUUCUCGCUGGGUUGACUGAUCUCCCUAGUCUUCAGCUUCCUCUGUUCCUGGUGUUUUCCUUGAUCUACCUUAUGACUCUGACUGGAAACCUUCUCAUCGUUUCCCUGAUCUUCACUGAUUUCCAUCUUCAUACCCAAAUGUACUUUUUUAUUAGCACUCUGGCAUGUUUGGAUAUAAGUUGCUCUUCAGUGACUACGCCAAGAAUUCUGUUUGAUUUACUUACAGACCAAAGACUAAUUUCUCUGCAAGCUUGUCUAACUCAGAUCUUCUUCUUCCUCUUUUUCAUUGUAUCAGAGGUUUCUGUGUUGUCAGUGAUGUCCUAUGACAGAUACAUUGCCAUCUGUCGCCCUCUUCACUAUAUGCAGGUAAUGAGCUGGAAAGUUUGUGUUCGGUUUGUAUCAGGUGCAUUGGUUUCUGGUUUGGUAUAUUCAUUGGUGCACUCAAUUUUUUUAACUAAACUGACAUUUUGCAGCUCAAAUCCUUUACAAAGUUUCUUUUGUGACCUGCCCCAGCUACUUGAGGUCUCCUGUAGUGACACAUUCAUCAAUGUAUUGCUUAUAUUUGUCUCUGGGAUAGUUUAUGGUAUUAUAGUUAUAGGGGUCACUGUUUACCCAUACAUCCCUAUAAUCACCACUCUUUUUAAAAGCAAAACAUCAAACUACAUAAGAUCCAAAGCUUUCUCCACCUGCUCUUCACAUCUAACUGUGGUCAUUAUUUUAUACAGUACUUUUCUCUUCAAUUAUUACCGCCCAAACUCAAAGUAUCAUUUCACAGAGGAUAAAGUGGCUUCUGUAUUUUAUGCCAUAGUAAGCCCCAUGGUAAAUCCUCUGAUCUACAGUCUGAGGAACAAGGAAGUCAAAACAUCACUAAGAAGAACUUUACAAAGACUUCAUUGA
Xenopus laevis (African clawed frog) is the source of this 927-nucleotide messenger RNA. Its product is annotated as olfactory receptor 5B12-like. The transcript has a single exon. NCBI's taxonomy places the organism in Eukaryota, Metazoa, Chordata, Amphibia, Anura, Pipidae. The record is from RefSeq and is a predicted model, not a curated record. The coding region runs from base 1 to 927 and encodes 308 amino acids.